AUGUCUUCUUCUCUAUUCCUAGCGCGGCCUAAGACGCCACCACAACUGCAUAUCCCAUCCUCGUCAUCCACUGUGACGGUGCGAGUAAUCGACUCGACAACUUCGUUAUUUUUGAAUCCACCACUGUUCUGGCAGCCAGAGGUGAAAGGCUUCAAUGGAAUAAACGUACCUAUCUACUGCUUUCUCGUUUCGAACGGAGAUCGACAUGUCCUCUUCGACUUGGGAGUGCGCCGUGACUGGGAUAACUAUGCUCCAAAGACGGUCGACCUUAUUCGUCGCACUACUCAAGUCAAAACAGAGAAGAAUGUCUCGGAGAUCUUAGAUUCCCAUGAGGACUGGGUAGGCCCAGGACCGGCAGUUCGCAGUAAGGAUAUUGAAGCCGUAAUUUGGUCCCAUCAUCACUUUGACCAUAUUGGGGAUCCAUCCACGUUCCCUCCAUCUACCGACCUGGUGCUUGGUCCGGGGGUGAAGGCAUUCUGCUGGCCAGCAUAUCCGUCCAAUCCAGACUCACUCGUUCUGGAUAGCGAUAUCCAAGGUCGCAAGGUGAGAGAGAUUGAUUUCGCCGCCGACUCGCCCCAGAUAUGCAAAAUUGGCCGCUUUAACGCCUUUGAUUAUUUUGGCGAUGGCUCUUUCUACCUUCUAGAUGCACCCGGUCAUUCCCUAGGACACCUUUGUGCGCUGGCACGAGUCACGGCCGGCCCUGAUGGAGAUUCGGACAAUAGUUCAUUUGUUUUUAUGGGAGCGGACGCGUGCCAUCAUCCCGGUGUUCUUCGCCCUACCGAAUACCUGCCACUGCCAGUGGGCAUUAGCCCGUCACCAGUGAGGAAAUAUCCACAUAUAUGUCCUGGGGAGAUGCUACAGGGUCUCCAGCCUCAUGGCAACGCCACAGAGCCAUUCUUUACCCUCUCACCUGUUCUUUUUCCCGAAUACGACGUGGCAUUGGAUACGGUGCGAAAGAUUGAAGAGCUAGACGCGGCAGACAAUAUUUUCAUUAUUCUCGCCCAUGAUGAAUCGAUCAAAGAAAGUCUAGAUUUAUUUCCGCGGCCAAUCAAUGAUUGGAAAGCAAAGGGUCUGCGUUCAGAGACCCGGUGGCUUUUCUGUAAAGAUUUCGAGGACGCACUGCAUUAG
Aspergillus ochraceoroseus IBT 24754 is the source of this 1128-nucleotide messenger RNA. RefSeq names its product MBL fold metallo-hydrolase. The transcript is spliced from 2 exons. The record is from RefSeq and is a predicted model, not a curated record. Bases 1 to 1128 code for a protein of 375 amino acids. Lineage: Eukaryota; Fungi; Ascomycota; Eurotiomycetes; Eurotiales; Aspergillaceae.